This is a messenger RNA of Maylandia zebra (zebra mbuna), 5360 nucleotides long. It is a transcript of the gene xpo1b, whose product is annotated as exportin 1 (CRM1 homolog, yeast) b. Gene Ontology annotation, cellular component: cytoplasm; nucleus. Gene Ontology annotation, molecular function: nuclear export signal receptor activity; small GTPase binding. Gene Ontology annotation, biological process: ribosomal large subunit export from nucleus; ribosomal small subunit export from nucleus; protein export from nucleus. Lineage: Eukaryota; Metazoa; Chordata; Actinopteri; Cichliformes; Cichlidae. The record is from RefSeq and is a predicted model, not a curated record.
UACCUGCAUGAACUAGGCACUCUGCCUUCUGGCUAUAUUUGGCUUCAAAAUAGCAAAACUUCCACAGAGAGGCUUAAAUGGAUAACAAACAUCAAACGCCAUUACUUUUGCUCCGCGUGCUGCACGCUCGCGCUCCAGUUAUUUCUUGUAAUUGCUCAAAUAAUUGAAAUGUUUAUGUUAAAGCUCAGUUUUGACACGAAAGUCGGGUCGAGAAGUUAUUCGCCAUUCUGUAAAACGGAGUCGUGUAGAAGUCCAUUCUGCAAGGGAGUCUGCCCUCUUUUUCUCUCCGGGCGGAGUAGUCGCGUGGGCGCUUGUGCGAAUUGAAAUAAACUGACAGGCCGAUCCUUCAAUGGGACGCCAAGUAGGAAGUCUUCGCCAGAGACACAGCCAAUCACAGCGCGGCCUGGGCGUAACCUAAGUCCAAACUUUACGCGGCGCCAUCGGCUGAAAACUAAACCGAGAUGGAAUCUCCCAGUCUGAACCGGUUUCAACCGGUUGCGAGUUAGUUGCUUGAGAGGAGAGAAGAGAGGAGGCGCAGGCACACAACCUCUAUACCACCCUGCUGGAAAAUUAUUAGAGUAAAGAAUAAAUUAGUGAAUCAAGGUUUACUUAGUUUCGUAAAAUGUAUCGGAGUAACAGAUUGUUAGGUCUACUGUGAUAGUAGUUUUGGAAUCCACAUCAGUGGUUCUUACCAGCCAGACAUCAUUCACUACUGGAGCUGGAGAUAGUCAACGCUGCAGAGAUAGGAAAUCUUUUGUAAUCAUCAGAUACUCUGAAGUACUCAAAGUACCUAGUAGCUUUUUUUUUUGGCAAACGCCACUCUUUUCAGUCAGAGCCUCGGAUAUUAGAGCUCUAUGCCAGCAGUUAUGACAAUGUUAGCAGACCAUGCAGCACAGCAGCUGCUGGACUUCAACCAGAAACUGGAUAUCAAUCUGCUGGAUAAUGUGGUGAACUGUCUGUAUCAUGGGGUAGGACCACAGCAAAGAAUGGCACAAGAAGUGUUGACACACUUAAAAGAGCACCCAGAUGCCUGGACGAGAGUGGAUACCAUCCUUGAGUUCUCCCAGAACAUGAACACCAAAUACUAUGCUCUCCAAAUUCUGGAAACGGUUAUCAAAACCAGAUGGAAGAUUCUUCCCAGGAAUCAGUGUGAAGGUAUAAAAAAGUAUGUUGUUGGGCUCAUUAUCAAGACUUCAUCUGAUGCAUCAAGUGUAGAGAAAGAGAAGGUGUACAUUGGCAAGCUGAACAUGAUCCUUGUUCAGAUCCUGAAGCAGGAGUGGCCCAAGCACUGGCCCACCUUCAUCAGUGACAUUGUGGGGGCGAGUCGUACCAGCGAGAGCCUCUGUCAGAACAACAUGGUCAUUCUGAAGCUGCUCAGCGAGGAGGUGUUUGACUUCUCUAGUGGCCAAAUGACCCAGGUCAAGGCCAAACACCUAAAAGACAGCAUGUGCAAUGAAUUCUCCCAGAUAUUCCAGCUGUGUCAGUUUGUUAUGGAGAAUUCCCAGAAUGCCCCCCUGGUCCAUGCCACCCUGGAGACACUUCUGCGUUUUCUCAACUGGAUUCCUCUGGGAUACAUCUUUGAAACCAAACUGAUCAGCACAUUGGUGUAUAAGUUCUUGAACGUGCCGAUGUUUCGCAACGUGACGUUGAAGUGCCUGACAGAGAUUGCGGGCGUGAGUGUCAGCCAGUACGAGGAGCAGUUUGUUACCCUCUUCACGCUGACCAUGUGUCAGCUCAAACAGAUGCUGCCUCUGAACACCAACAUUCGGCUGGCCUACGCCAACGGGAAAGAUGACGAGCAAAACUUCAUCCAGAACCUCAGUCUGUUCCUGUGUACUUUCCUUAAAGAGCACGGGCAACUCAUUGAGAAGAGGCUCAACCUCAGAGAGACAUUAAUGGAGGCCCUCCACUACAUGCUGCUGGUGUCAGAGGUGGAAGAGACUGAGAUCUUCAAAAUCUGCCUGGAGUAUUGGAAUCACUUGGCCGCUGAGCUCUACAGAGAGAGUCCCUUUUCCACAUCCACGUCCCCUCUGCUGUCUGGCAACCAGCACUUUGAUGUGCCUCCACGCAGACAGCUCUAUCUACCCGUUCUCUCCAAGGUGCGUCUGCUGAUGGUAAGUCGGAUGGCCAAGCCAGAGGAGGUCCUGGUGGUGGAGAAUGAUCAGGGGGAGGUGGUCAGGGAGUUCAUGAAGGACACAGAUUCCAUCAAUCUCUACAAGAAUAUGAGGGAGACCCUUGUGUACCUGACUCACUUGGAUUAUGCGGACACAGAACGCAUAAUGACAGAGAAGCUUCACAACCAGGUAAAUGGUACUGAAUGGUCCUGGAAGAACCUCAACACACUGUGCUGGGCCAUUGGAUCCAUCAGUGGGGCUAUGCACGAGGAGGAUGAGAAGAGGUUCCUUGUUACUGUCAUUAAGGAUCUGCUGGGUCUCUGUGAGCAGAAGCGAGGAAAAGACAACAAGGCCAUCAUCGCCUCUAACAUCAUGUACAUUGUUGGCCAGUACCCUCGUUUUCUUAGAGCCCACUGGAAGUUCCUCAAAACUGUUGUGAACAAGCUCUUUGAGUUCAUGCAUGAGACCCAUGAUGGAGUUCAGGACAUGGCGUGCGACACCUUCAUUAAGAUUGCCCAGAAGUGUCGGCGCCACUUUAUCCAGGUGCAGGUGGGAGAGGUGAUGCCCUUCAUCGAUGAGAUCCUCAACAACAUUAACACGAUCAUCUGUGACCUUCAGCCUCAGCAGGUGCACACGUUUUAUGAGGCAGUAGGGUACAUGAUCGGGGCACAGACCGACCAGGCUGUUCAGGAGCACCUGAUAGAGAAAUAUAUGCUGCUGCCCAAUCAAGUGUGGGACAGUAUCAUCCAGCAGGCCACCAAGAACGUGGACAUCUUGAAGGACCCAGAAACCGUCAAACAGCUGGGCAGCAUUCUUAAGACCAAUGUCAGGGCCUGCAAGGCAGUGGGACACCCCUUUGUUAUCCAGCUGGGACGGAUUUACCUUGACAUGCUCAACGUGUACAAGUGCCUCAGCGAGAACAUCUCUGCUGCCAUUCAGACAAACGGUGAGAUGGUGACAAAGCAGCCACUGAUCCGGAGUAUGAGAACAGUGAAACGGGAGACUCUGAAGCUGAUCUCAGGCUGGGUCAGCCGAUCAAACGACCCACAGAUGGUUGGUGAGAACUUUGUUCCCCCCCUGCUGGAUGCCGUCCUCAUUGACUACCAACGCAAUGUCCCUGCCGCCCGUGAGCCUGAAGUCCUCAGCACCAUGGCAACUAUUGUCAACAAGCUGGGGGGCCACAUCACCAGCGAGAUACCCCAGAUCUUUGAUGCCGUCUUUGAGUGCACUCUAAACAUGAUCAACAAGAACUUUGAGGAGUAUCCAGAGCACAGGACCCACUUCUUCUACCUGCUCCAAGCUGUAAACUCGCACUGCUUCCCCGCAUUCCUUGCCAUCCCUCCAGCCCAGUUCAAACUAGUGCUGGACUCCAUCAUCUGGGCCUUUAAGCACACCAUGAGGAACGUGGCUGACACUGGUCUGCAGAUUCUGUACACCUUGCUGCAGAAUGUGGCCCAGGAGGAGGCAGCCGCUCAAAGUUUCUACCAGACGUAUUUCUGCGAUAUCCUGCAGCACAUUUUCUCUGUGGUCACUGACACAUCGCACACUGCUGGCCUGACGAUGCACGCGUCCAUCCUGGCCUACAUGUUCAACCUGGUGGAGGAGGGGAAGAUCACUGCAGCGCUGAACCCCGCCAGCCCCACCACCAACCAGGUGUUCAUCCAGGAAUAUGUGGCCAACCUGCUUAAGACUGCCUUCCCCCACCUGCAGGAUGCUCAGGUGAAGGUGUUUGUGACAGGGCUGUUCAGCUUAAACCAGGACAUUCCUGCCUUCAAGGAGCAUCUGAGGGACUUCCUCGUCCAGAUAAAGGAGUUUGCAGGUGAGGACACCUCGGACCUUUUUCUGGAGGAGAGGGAGGCUUCACUCCGACAGGCCCAGGAGGAGAAACACAAGAUCCAGAUGUCGGUGCCCGGCAUCCUGAAUCCUCACGAGAUCCCAGAGGAGAUGUGUGACUGAGCGCCUGCUCAGUCUAACUGUACAGUACUCCAAACUUAACCCUAACCACAGCAAACACAAAACCCAAGAGAGGCACUUGAGUGUGGUGGGAGGCCGUGGGCCAUCCCAUUGGAUGUUUGUUGACCAAAAUAAUGCCAAUACUCUGUAAAUGAUUACCGCAUCACCCUGUGGUCCUUUUUACAUGAUCUGCGUUUUCUAUGGAGACUUUUUGUGUAAUAACUUUCCAAAACUGUUAAUCUAGCUUACGUUCUGUUGGUCUCUGGCCCUUCUCAGACCUGCAAGAUGAAGUUAUAACGAUUAGGACAAGUUAACCAUGUUGUUUUGGAUCAGUUUCCGUCACUUCCCUGGUUCUGUUUCCUAGUUCUUCCCUCUUUCCCAUCUCUUUGUUUAUAUAUAGAUCUAUUCUACACCCGGUGUGGGCAGGGGAGGGCGGGGGUGUUGUGAAAAUCGGCCCAUGUGUUGAGUUGGCAUAGAAGCUUCUAGACCCGUGUUGUGACAGAAAGUGGUCUUUUAGAGGCGCACGCACCGCUUGUUUGGUGCCCCACGGCAUUGUGGGAGAAUGUGAAUCUAAUGGAAAAUGAAGGCUGAGAGACGCUGCUCGUGCAGCAGCAUCUUGUUGCUCAUGACUUUCUGCUUCACCCAAAAAACUGAGCUGCUGCUGCCAGCGUGAGGUUUUUCAGGGAAAGCAAAAGCGAAUAUGUGCAUAUCAUCCCAAUUGUAUAGCAUCUUUAAUACCAUGGGAACAUUUUUUUUUUUUCCUCUUAUUCUGUUAUUUCUUUUUGUUGUGGGUGUGUGCGCGUGUGUGCUGUCGCCUAGUCGACAUCAGCGUUUUGUUUUCCUCUAAGAGGAUUGUUGCUCAUUUGUGAGCCUUCAUUAAUGGGAUGUUUUAAGGAAGUGGCGGAGGUAUUUAUGGGCUCUUUGGUUGGUUGCAUCUUUAUAACAACUCCUGUUUAACUCAGAUGGCUUUUGAUUUUGAAUUGUACUAAUUUAGAUUGUUUACCAUGCAGUAGUGCUUCAAGACACUACCUUUAGAGCAAAAUGAGAAAUAAACCUGGGUUUACAUUUAAUUUUGUAUUUUUGCAUUUUUCAUUUGUAACUGUUUGAGUUUUGUCCAAAUAAAGGCUUUUUUUUUUUUGUCCAGAGAGUAAAUGAAUUGCCAGUGAGUUUAAUUAGGAAGAAUGUAUAAAUCCAAAUAAGCAUCCAAUCUCUAAUGGCAGAUUUCCCUUCUCAAGGUGUUACAUUUGUUGUGAACUUUUUGAACUGAUUAAAGGUGAGAAUUUUAUAAUCCUG